GGAGGGGGAGGAGUGAUCCAGGACACUGGAAUCUACCUUUAAAAUCUGGCGCCUUAAGCUGUUGGCCUCCAGCUAGGCUGAGCUGGCCUCUCCCUCUGUUGCUGGAAGACUGAAGCCCGCUUCCUUCUGGCCUCUGGAUAAUUUUACACCUGGACAUAUUAAUUUGUCAUCUCCAGGAUCCUUCCUCCUAGACGUUGAGUUUUAAGAUCUUAGCUAUUUUGUUGUUCUUGUUGUUAAAUUUUUUUUGUUGUUCCUACUGACUUCUAUCUGACAUGAGUGUGGAUCUCCGCGGUUCCCACAGUCUGCCUUGUAAGGACGAAGCAGCAAAUUCUGGUGACUCGUCACCAAUGCCUGAAGUUCACGGUCCUGAGGAAAACGGUUGCUCACAAGUUGCUGCUGAGAUGCUCCAAAAAGAGAUCGCCUCUCCUUGCCCUUCCUCUGUGGACCUACCUCGUCAGGACAGCCCUGACUCGUCCACCAGGCCCAAACUGAAGCUCACUGGUCCUGAGUCUGAAGAGGACGCCGAGAAGGAGGACAACAAGGUCCACACCAAGAAGCAGAAGAUGCGGACCGUGUUCUCUCAGGCACAGCUGUGUGCACUCAGGGAAAGGUUUCAGAGGCAAAGGUACCUCAACCUCCAGCAGAUGCAGGAACUCUCGGCCAUUCUCAACCUUAGCUAUAAGCAGGUUAAGACCUGGUUCCAAAACCAAAGAAUGAAAUGUAAGCGAUGGCAGAAAAGUCAGUGGCAGAAGAGCAACGGUGUGACUCAGAAGGGCUCUGCGUUUGUGGAGUAUCCCAGCCUCCAUUCCAGCUAUCCCCAGGGCUGUCUGAACACAUCUGGAAGCCCUUCAGUGUGGGACAACCAGACUUUGACCGAUACUUGGAGCUACCAGACCUGGACCAACCCAACUAGCAGUAACCAGACCUGGACCAACUCAGCUUGCAGCAACCAGGCCUUGACCAGCCUAGCUUGGAGCAAUCAGGCCUUGACCGACCCAGAUUGGAGCACCCAGGUAUGUGUAUGGGUGUGUGCCCUGAGGAGGCCAGAGGCAUUAGAUGCCCCCGGAAAUGAAGUUCCAGGUGUUUGUGAGCCCCCUGACAUGGCUGUUGUGAAUCAAACUCCAGUUCUGGAAGACCUAAUACUUAACAGCCGAGCCAGGAGAGUGGUUUUUAUUCCUAAGGAACAGGAAUUGACACAGGAGCGCCCUGCCCCCACCCCAAAGCACACCUAGUGUUUCAGCGAGAGCCUCAGGAACCAGGGUCUCAGCAUUCUCUUGUUUUUGUGUCACCUGGGGAUUAAAUCCGGGGCUUCCUGAUUCUAGGCCAAGGCUCUUCCCUGAGCUUCACCGCCCACCUGCUUGGGGGAUGCCAAGUGUCAUUACAGUUCUUGUGACCAUUCCCAUCAGUGGAGAUGGCUGGUGUCUCAGAGAUGUAUCCUGGCCUUCUCCACAAACUCUAACUACGCUUGCAGAGGCCACUUCAAGUCUUUACAGGGCCGAGGAGAUUCCACCAACCACCCAGGAGGGGGACUGACUUGAGAAAGCCUCCCCAGCUGCAGCGUCCCUCGGCUUUUCGCUUCAGCUUCUCACCAAGGGAGCUAUUCAAAUGCCUUCGUCGUCAUCGUCAACUGAGUCCUGAGGCCCAAGCUGUGAAGCCAGCACUUGGGAGUCACUGACCAAGGCAGCCUGUGCUUCUGACUUUGGAGUCUAUACCGUCCAGUUCUGAAGACUCAGGCAAACUCAAUCCAGCAUGCUUGCUCCCUCAGGUUCAAAAGGAAAUGCCAGCUGAAGGUAGAAAAUCUAGGUAGAUUGAAGUUUCACACUGAUAUAAACUGAAGUGAGUUUCAGACUAACCAGGGCUGCAUGUUGAGACCUGCCUCAAAAGGAACAGCAAAACCCAAAGACUGGGCCUGCAGUAUGUCUCUGGGCAGAGGUGCUCACCACAAGCCAAGCCUGGUGACUGGAGUCAGUCUCUCAGACUCCCACGAUGGAAAGAGAGAAGAAAGAGCUCCAUAAAGUUGCCCCCUGAUCGCCACACAGUGGCGUGCACCCCUCCCCUACUCCCCAAAACAAAUAAAUGUAAU
Messenger RNA from Peromyscus maniculatus bairdii (prairie deer mouse), 2083 nucleotides. The record is from RefSeq and is a predicted model, not a curated record. NCBI's taxonomy places the organism in Eukaryota, Metazoa, Chordata, Mammalia, Rodentia, Cricetidae.